CAGGGCCCAACUGCUGUCACUCCAAGCUCUGCCAAGGAGGAGGGAGGGAUCCGCAGCAACAGCAGUAGUAAGGCCAGGCAGAGCUGUGGGACACAAAAAGAUACAGGGAGGGGAGUGCCCAGGCUAGGUGCCAGGCUCACAGAGGACAGAAGAUCAGGGCAAGAGAACUGAAGCCUUGAAGCAGAGGAGGGAGAGCAAAGGGGACAGAAGACAGGGAAAUCCGCGGGUUACGGAGGCACCUACCAAGGAUGGGGACAAAAUGGCACAGCCCCAAGCUGUCCUUGACCCUGAUGCUUCUAACACUGGAGGCUGGGUGGGCUCAAGAAGGGUCGGAGCCUGUCCUGCUGGAGGGGGAGUGCCUGGUGGUCUGUGAGCCAGGCCGGCCUGCUGCAGGAGGACCUGGGGGAGCAGCCCUGGGAGAGGCACCCCCAGGACGAGUGGCGUUUGCUGCAGUCCGAAGCCACCACCAUGAACCAGCAGGAGAAACCGGCAACGGUACCAGUGGUGCGAUCUACUUCGACCAGGUGCUGGUGAAUGAGGGCGGUGGCUUCGAUCGGACCUCGGGCUGCUUCGUGGCCCCUGUCCGUGGAGUCUACAGCUUCCGAUUCCAUGUGGUAAAGGUGUACAACCGCCAAACUGUCCAGGUGAGUCUGAUGCUGAACACAUGGCCGGUCAUCUCAGCCUUUGCAAAUGACCCUGAUGUGACCCGAGAGGCAGCCACAAGCUCUGUGCUGCUUCCCCUGGACCCGGGGGACCGUGUGUCCCUGCGCCUUCGUCGAGGGAAUCUUCUGGGUGGCUGGAAGUAUUCAAGCUUCUCCGGCUUCCUCAUCUUCCCACUCUGAGGACCAUGCCUUUAAACGACAGAUAUCUCGUACCUGACCCUUCUGCCCUCCCCUGCCCCAGAAACAAGUAUCUUUGGAGCAAGAGAAAGGCCCCCUCCAGGCUGCCUACGGCCGCCUCCUUGCAUGAGAUCAUAUCUAAACACCUAAGGCUAGGCAUAGAGAAGAGAAGAGCUAUUGAAUCCCUAACACUCCUCACCCCGACCUCUCUCUCGGCUGCCUGUCCUGCCCGCAGCCCUGGAUUAAGGCCGGAUUUGCCCAGAGGGAAGCUUGCGCUUCUUCAGACUCCACUCAGCCUGUUCUCCACCCCAGCUUCCUGCUCAGUGCUAUUUGGUGACAGGUGGUGCAGGUAGGCUUGACAGGCUCCCACAGGGGCCCAGAUGGACCAGCCUCAUAGUACCUGCAGGCUCCAUCCUGUGAGGAAUGCCAACAAUGAGAGCUCUCAGCCAGCACCCUGUGAACAGGGCUGACAGCUCAACCACAAAAAGCAGUGUAGGGAGGGCCACAGAGCAUCCGUAGCUGGCGAGACAGGAGGGGACCAUGUAAACGUUCUGCAGGUAAACUGGGAGAGUCAGAAGACAAGAAUCUGCUGUCCAUCUGUGCCAGGUCCCAAUGGACUCUGGCCCUCAUCUCCUGACCAGAGGGGUGUGUGUGAGUGUGUGUGUGUGUGCGUGCACGCACACGCGCGUGUGUGUUUGCUCCGGUUAACAGGAGAAACUAGAGCAGGUACACAGACCUGGAGGCAGGGUCAAAGGUCACGCAUGAGUCAUCAGUUAACCACAAGUCCUCUUCCUCCACCUCCUAGAACUGCCCCACCUUUGAAAUCUAAAUUUCAGUCACUCCCCACUCUUGACUAACACCUAGUUCCUCCAGCUGUCUCCCAGCUUAUUUCCCUGUACCUGUAGCCUGUGUUUCCCCCUCCCCCAAACCCAACCCCACCCCCCAUCGCUCUUCCUCUAGACCUGCAAUGUCUUGCUCUCCUGUUACCUGGGAGUUCAUGACUCAUCCCUCCAAUUAUUCUCCCACCAACAUCAGAAACUCUCUGUUACCUGGUCAUCCCAACGGUCCAGCGUGAAUGGACCUAUCUAGAGCAACUGAGGAGCUGCAGCUGUUAACAGGGUGCACUUGUGGUGUGUUAGUGAGGGUGCGGUUUGGAACAGGGACGACAGGAUUGAAGCACAUAUGGCAUGUUGGAGAGAAAAUAAACUCAAAGCUGAGCAUCCUAAGAGUCAACGUUUUUAAAAAGCUAUCAUGUAUAGUCCUCAUGCUAAAUAAAUACCAGAACAAGUUUCAAAA
Grammomys surdaster is the source of this 2135-nucleotide messenger RNA. RefSeq names its product cerebellin 3 precursor (gene Cbln3). The coding region runs from base 249 to 842 and encodes 197 amino acids. NCBI's taxonomy places the organism in Eukaryota, Metazoa, Chordata, Mammalia, Rodentia, Muridae. The transcript is spliced from 3 exons. The record is from RefSeq and is a predicted model, not a curated record. Gene Ontology annotation, molecular function: protein binding.